This is a messenger RNA of Necator americanus (New World hookworm), 468 nucleotides long. RefSeq lists its product as uncharacterized. The record is from RefSeq and is a predicted model, not a curated record. Lineage: Eukaryota; Metazoa; Nematoda; Chromadorea; Rhabditida; Ancylostomatidae. The coding region runs from base 1 to 468 and encodes 155 amino acids. The transcript has a single exon.
AUGCCUGGAGCACACGUGGAGCACCCUAGCCACCGCACACCUGCAGAACAAGGACCGAUCAGGGACGCUUGGGACGACGACACCGAGGGCCGCAUCGGUAGCCUGAACCUCUCAAAACCCAGGCCAGCUAUCAGAGUUAAGGGUUUCUCCUUGCUUUCCUUCCUUGACUCGAGAGCUACUUCUGCUGCGCGACUCUUACUGCUCCAUCAAGCCUACACCCGCCGCGCUCGGAAGCCCAUCCAACUCCCUCCGUUACUCGUGACACCCUCUCACUGCGGCUGUGAACAUCCGUACUUCUUCCGGAUACAUGACUUCGUCAACCUGAAACGGCGAUGGUGCCCAAUCUCUCAUCCCUCCCCAUUCGGCUCGAGUUACGACUCUGAGGCACGUCGUCCGAAAGUGACUGGUCAAUCCAGCAGCCCGUGGAGAUUUGGAUCAUUGAUUUAUCAUCUGCCGGAGGAACGAUAA